AAUUUCAUCGUGUCCAGGACCCUCAUCCGCAAGAACGCCGUCUACUUGACUGCCAUCUUCGCCGGUGCCUUCGCCUUCGAGCUGUCUUUCGACACUGCCUCCAACAAGAUCUGGGACACCUGGAACGCUGGCCGUCAAUGGAAGGACAUUAAGCCCCGCUACCUCACUGCCGCCGAGGAGGAGGACGAUGAAUAA
Molecule: messenger RNA, 195 nt
Organism: Penicillium maclennaniae
Lineage: Eukaryota; Fungi; Ascomycota; Eurotiomycetes; Eurotiales; Aspergillaceae
Product: cytochrome b-c1 complex subunit 9
Exons: 3
Biological process (GO): mitochondrial electron transport, ubiquinol to cytochrome c
Source: RefSeq, a predicted model, not a curated record